CACCGAAGUGCAACGGAAACACAUUUUAACGGUGGAAGAGCUACCUCUAAAUGAAUUUGAGGAAAUCUUCCCACCCCUCCACCAAACUUUUACCCAGAGGGCGUCCCUGUUGGCUUUCUCCGCCCCCUUUACUGCACUUUAUUUGCAUGGUUUUUUUUUAAAGCCAAAAGUCACGCAAAAGUGGACAACAGAUUAUAGGAGAGACCAAAAAAAAACCUCAAUGGGCACCGAGAAAAGCCCCUGAAGCUAGGAAAAUUUAAAAAAAAUGCAGUUGAUUUCCGAGUGGAAGUUGAUUGUGUCUGGAGCGACUCGUCGGUUUCAAAAAGUUAAGCUUCAGCGUGAAAAAGUUGGAGAGGAAAAUUUCUUUUUUUGGCAAAACUUUCUCUUGCAGUACAUGGAUGGGAUCAAGAACCGAGCAAAGUGUCGGAGAGGUCAGCGCUUGUUCCUUGCAAGCUUGGAUUGUUUUGUGCAGUAGUUCAGUGAGUAUUUAUUAACUUGGGAGUUUGGGGGUAGAAGAAAGAAAUAGGUCAACGAUGUAUCGGGCGGGUUACAAGACGCGACCUCUGGAACAGUGGAUGUGAGAGAGAGAGCAUUAAAAAAAAGUGGGGGAAAUAACGAUGGCGGAAAAAGAUCAAGGGAGAAAAGUGUGCGUUUAUAGAAGCGUUUCAUUUAAAUAUCUGAGCGAGUGGAGACCCAAGAAUCUGGCUGAUGAGAGCCAGCAGGAGCCGAGACUUUUAGCCAGCGUUGCUGCCCAGCCCCCAAUACUCCAGGCUACUGCUGAAGUCUGCAGCCAGCAAAGCCAAGCCAGGUCUGUUGGCAAGAUUCGCUCAGUUUGCAAGCUGAUUUCUGCCAGGGUCGCCAGCCCCGAGGUGAAGAGAAGCCACCCGAUCUCGCCGUCCAUCCGCCAGCUCUCGGAGCUGUUUGUCCCCGUGGACAACAGAUCGGAGCCCGGUCUCCCAAAAGCCCGGCUCCACAGUAAGGCAGCAGAAGGGGACCCGGUGGCCCCGUCUAAGGGCAAUCGAGAAGGAGUGGGGCUGGAUCCGGCGCCGGGGGUCCGGUUAGGCUGCGGGGAAGGAGAUGAGACUCCUUGCGAUGUCUCCGCGGCGGUGAAAGUGCAAGAACCCAUGCAGGACACAGUCACCCAGGCAAGUCCCGGCCAGGUUACCAACUGGCCCAGUGUCGCCGAGAUGCUCAAACUCUUCGGAGAGAGGAGGUCACCGCGGACCGGCUCGGAUGCCCCCGAUCUCAGCAGCCCAUGCCCCUGGGAGAUAGCGCUGGACCAAAGCGACGCGGCCGCCCAGGGAGCUCAGUGUCCCUGGGCUGAGUGUGUCCAGGCAACCGCUCCCGGCUGCUGGAGUGAGACGGCCAGCCCUCGACCCCCACUGCCGCCGCCACCACCUCCACCACCACCACCACCACCCCCUCGCAGUUCCUUUCCACUCGCUCCGAGGUUGCCUUGGUCUUCCUCUGCUGCGCAUAAACAAGAGGCAAGACAGCGAUCAGAUAGCGCGCAUUCCAGGCAUAACUGCUCCAAACCACAGGCCGUCUCCAGCGCUCCUGCUCCCGGCUUAGAGGCGAGCUCCAGCGAUGAGAAGGAAGGCAGCCGAGAGCCGGCGCAGUACAGCCCGCUCAGGGUCAGCAAACUCUCCAGGUCCCUGGACAGGUCUUCGGGGAGCGAGGACGAACAGCCCGUGGUCCUCAAGGACGUCAAGAGGAGGUCGCUGAGGAAGAAGAAAGCCAGCGUGCAGGUGGGCAACAAGGAUGAGUCUGACAGCGACGGUCCUCUCGGGGUGGUGCCUCUCUCCAGGCGCGAAGGGGGUCAGGUGGAGUACUUUGGCAGCAAGGGCGAUGAAGGGUUGAAGCAGCCACAGCCAGCAACAGAGUCGGGCUCCGCACCCUGUAGCUUGGCAGCACUUCCACUUGAGAGGAAACAUUGCAUCUCAGCAGUUUGCCAGACAAGCACAGUUGAACAGAACCAUAAAAGGCCAGUUGGACUGCUUGGAGAUAGUGCAACGCCCAUCACUGUAACCCAGCCACACAGCACUUCAGGAUCACCCAUACCAAUGGUCUCCAGAGUUGCAAAAGUCAACAUCCAGUCUUUCCUUCCCAGCCCAAACAGCUCCAGGAGCAGCAGCAGGUACUCCAGCACUGAAACUUUAAAGGAGGAAGACUACUACUCUGGAUUGAGCAGGAACUUUCAAGGGAGUUUGAACAUGCACCGGUCACCGUUUUUUGGUCAUAGUGAUGAGACAGCAAAGCAUUUAAAGCCAACAGUACGUUCUCGACCCAAGUUGCCUUUUGAGAUUGUCAAGGUAAUGAGUGAGAGUCCAACAGGAAGCGUGAGUCCGCCGUAUGAAUGCAGUGUUGAUAAAUCAAAGCAGAGAAAGUCGAUGUCAAAUCCUGACAUAGCAUCAGAAACGCUGACUUUGUUUAGUUUUCUCAAAUCGGACUUUUCACGGCUCAGGAUGAGGAGGAAGGAAAAGGAGGAAUAUCCCAGCGAUGCGGUGAAUCUCUGCCGCACUCCAGGCAUUCCGUGCCAGAACACAUACCAGCUGCAUGGGCUUGCCUCUGUGGGAAGAGGCAGGGGCUCACUCCACUCUCUAAACCAGCAGCCUGGGGUGGCACGUCCCACUCUCAAGGACCUCACUGCAACUCUGCGGCGUGCCAAAUCCUUCACCUAUUCUGACAAGCCGCCACCUCGCAGGCCGGCUGCUCGCAGUGCAAUGAAACCCAGCAACUCGGAAGCCAUGCUGGCAAACAUAGGCUGCUGUGAUUCUGCUUCGGAGGGAGAGAGCCAGGGUGGAGUGAGGCAGAGGAACGAGGAUGUGCUACCCGUCGACGUGCAGGUCCAGUACAUCCAGGAAGCUGGGCAGCUCUUUGAGAAGAUCAACAUGAUGUGGGCCCAGAAAGAACCGGCCCAAGAAUUUGAUCAGAAGGACGUGGAAUGCGGAGAGCGUGAGGAGGGAGCUGAGCUGUUUCCAAAAGGUGCUGAUCUCCCGUCCGCCACAGUGGACAGAGAGCUUGUAAAUGCGGGACGGGGAGGUGGCUCUGAGGAGAACCUGUCCGGUGGGAAAUCGGCCGAUGACCUGUCGGGUCCCGAGUCCAGUAUGACGGAUGAGGGGAUUGUUACCGAGCCGGAGAAUGGGUCCUGUGGCACUUUGUACAAGGACGUUUCGAGUCACGUGUUGGAACGCAAGCCAGCCGUAACUGGGACAGGUAACAAGGAUCAAAAGGAGUUGCUCUCCGGCAAAGGACUGGCUCCUGCAAUGGCAGCAGUGAGGACUGGCUAUGAGAGUGUUGCAAUAGGUGGGGAGUUGGUGUGCAUUAAAACUGCGAUCCCAAUUACACUGGAUGCUCCUUCAACUCCCAGCUCCAUCCGACGCAGAAGGAAAUUCCCCGCUGGUGGCAACAAUGGAUCUGACUCCAGCAACGGUAGCAAUGGGGAGUCCAGCGGUGACACUUACAGAUCUUUCAGUGACCCGAUACCACAUAGAAAAUGUGCAGAAGAAAGUGAGCAUUUCUCAGUUGACAGCAACUUGCUGGGAUCACUGAACUCUGUGAAAGGCAGCAUCCUGGAGUGCUCGAACACCACCCUAUCCGAAUGCACGGGGAGCGCAGCCAGCGAUCUGUCGGUGUGCAGCGAUGGACUAAAGGACUACAGCACGGUGAUCCAGCGUAUAGUGAGGGAGCCGGGGACCAUGGACAACCUGAUUGAUGAGAAAGGUAACGGGAAGCUGGUGAAGAAGAAAUCGCUGAGUGACCCAAGUCGGAGAGGCGACUUGUCUACACCAGGCUUCAAGGGUCCAAGUGAGCCAAUAACAGAGAUGGAGCAGGCAAUCCCUGCGUCCAGCAGUGAACCGAUCCUCUCCGAGCAGCGAGAUGAAGUAGGGGACCUGGAAGAAUUCUCCAAACAGGUGAGGAAGUCCCGUUCGCAGUCUGAGCGCACCCUCCCCUUGCAGGUCAUCGAGGAACAGGAUAAAGCGAACUUGCAGAACUUCAGUUUGCACCCAAAGUUGGCCGAAGUUCUUUCUCCAAGGUCAAUGAGACGGAGCUCCAAAAAGCGCAACAACAGGGUAACGCAACAGGAGGGUAGAAAGUAUGAGAUAUGUACUGACCUGGACCAAUCUCCUCCCGCCAAAACUAGACCUUCAUCCAAGCACGUGAGGCACACAAGCGAGCCGGCCAAUUUUGUUCCCAUAGCUUCCAAAGUAAUUGCCCCAGAAACACAUUUGUCUUGUAGUCAGCCAGUUCAUGUUGCUACCCCAGAACCCACAAGACAAUCUAGGAAGCAGUUUCAGCUUGCACAGACUCCAUCCUUGGAGGAUGUCACCAAACCCUACAGUUUGAAGGGGGAACCACCCAUCAUAUCUCCUGUGGAUUUGGCCGUCUUGGCUCCCAGCACACCAACCAGCUCUGAAACCCGAGUGCCCUCUCUAUCAAAACCAAAUGAAGAAUUGACCGCAAACAUCAACAAAGCCAAGCCUCAAGUGGAUAUGAGAAAGCAUGUAAUGAUGACCCUGCUGGAUGCGGAACAGUCAUACGUGGAGUCACUCCGAACACUCACACAGGGAUACAUGAGACCUCUGAAGCAACCAGAGAAUUCAUCUAUCUGCGACCUGGCCCUUGUGGAUGAUAUGUUUUUCCAAAUUCCGGAAAUCUUGGAGCAUCACGAGAAGUUCCUGGAACAGGCUCACCAGUGUGUCCAGAACUGGCAUGAGAAGCAGAAAGUGGGUGACUUGAUGAUAGAAACAUUCUCUAAGGACGUAUUGGCCAAUUCGUACUCCGCAUACAUCGAUAACUUCCUCAAUGCCAAGGAAGCUGUGAGAUUGGCCAAGGAUGCAAAGCCUGCAUUCAUUAAGUUUUUGGAGCUAAGCAUGAGGGAAAACAAGGAAAAGCAAGCGCUGUCUGAUUUGAUGAUCAAGCCAGUGCAGAGAAUUCCCCGCUACGAACUUCUGAUAAAGGAUCUUUUGAAGCACACUCCCGAUGAUCACCCGGACCACCCCUGCCUACUGGCAGCACAGCGUUACAUUAAGUUGUUGGCCGAAAGGAUAAACAAGGGAAAGAAGAAUGCAGAGGAGGCUGAGAAAGAAGCCCGCAUCCUGCAAGAGAUAGAAUCCCAUAUCGAAGGCAUGAUGGACGUGCGUAUACAUGAAGAGCUCCUGGUUCCUCACAGGAAAUUCUUAAGGCAGGAGAUGGUGAUUGAAGUGAAAACUCCAAGCAGCAAGAAGGAACGCUCACUCUUUCUGUUCACGGAUCUUCUGAUUUGCACAACUUUGAAACGCAAGACGGGCUCUCUGCGGCGGAGUUCGAUGAGUCUAUACACAGCUGGGAGUGUGAUUGACACUGCAAGCAAGUACAAGUUCCUCUGGAAACUACCACUAGAAGUUUUGGAUAUUGUAAAAGGUUCAUCUCAAGCCACCAACCGAGAAAACGUCCAGAAAACCCUCAAUCGAUUGGAAGAAGAUUUCAGUAUCCUGAGUCAGAUUAGUACAUUGGCAGAAACACUCAGUAUUUCACAUCAGAGUCUGGAUGACGUCAUUAAGGACCUGAUGGCCUCUGUGAACCGUGAACUCACAGAGAAGCAGUCGCUGGCAGUCAACACCAUGUUCCCCCUCACUAAACUUGAACUAACGGCCACAUCCGCGGAUGGCACCGAGACAUUCAUCUUUGAGUUCAGCACUAUCGAUGCACGAGCUGGGUUUGAGCAGGCCUUCGAGGAAACCAAGAAGAAAUUAGCUUUGAACAAAGAUCAUUGGGACCCUGAAUUCCUGAAGGCCAUUCCCAUCAUGAAGACCCGGAGUGGAAUGCAGUUCUCCUGUGCAUCUCCGAGCCACGGCGGACCUGACAACGGCCAUGAAGUUUGGGUCUGCAAUAGCGACGGGUAUGUUGGCCAGGUCUGCUUGCUCAGCAUCAAACCAGUGCCCACGGUGGAAGCCUGCAUUGCGGUCUGUUCGGCAAGGAUCAUCUGCAUCGCCUCAGUGCCAGGUCUUAGUGGCACCACCAGAGACAGAUCAGAGUUGCUCCUGAGUCCUUCUUGUUUACACCCGCACCGAACCACGGCAGUGGCCAUGGAAGAGAACACAUCCCAGCAACCUCUCGUCAUCUCCAUCUCGAACUCGGCUCAGUUGCUGGGGGAGUUGACGGAGAGUGGGACGAGAAGCCUGAACCCCUUUGACAGCGAUGACACUGAAGAUGACGAAUCCUCUCCAAGCCCAUCAGGCACGUUGAGGAGUCAGGCCAGCAGGUCCACCAUCUCCUCCAGUACAGGAAAUGAAGAGAUGUUGAGCUCAAAGGAUUUUGCAACGGAAACAACGAGUUCAGAAGAGGAGGCGGAAUCUGAUUUUGUUGCCAACCCCAGCACGCUCUGUCAGACGAGGAACAGGGACAGUCCCAUGGAUGGCCGUGCCAUGAGGCGCUCCAGCCGCGGCUCAUUCACCAGAGCCAGCCUGGAGGAACUUCUGAGUAUUGAUCCUGAAGCCAACCAGAGCUCAAUGUGGCUAGGGACGGAAGAUGGCUGCAUUCAUGUGUAUCAGUCAUCUGAUAACAUCCGCAACCGUAAGAACAGCAUGAAGAUGCAGCAUUCAGCAGCAGUUAUGUGUAUCCUAUACCUCGACAACAAGGUUUUUGUCUCACUAGCCAAUGGCGAGCUGAUGGUCUAUCAAAGAGAUGCAGGAAGUUUUUGGGAUCCGCAGAACGCGCACAUGCUGUGCUUGGGAUCGCCGGGGAAUCCCGUCACCAAAAUGGUGCAGGUGGCAGGGAAGCUGUGGUGCGGCUGCCAGAACCGUAUCCUUGUCAUCAAUACAGCCACGCUUUGCCAGGAGCACAUGAUUCAGAUCGGCCAGGACAGCAACCGGUGUGUGACAAGUAUGGUGAGCUCCAGCCUAGGGGUUUGGAUUGCAAUGCAGAGCAGUGCUCAGGUCAAGCUGUACCAUGCAGGCACCUUCGAAAACCUGGCUGAGGUCGACGUUGCGCCUGCAGUCCAUAAAAUGCUCGCAGGUUCUGACGCCAUUAUUCGACAGCACAAAGCUGCCUGUUUACGGAUUACUGCCCUCCUUGCCUGUAAAGACCUUCUCUGGAUUGGGACCAGUGCUGGUGUGGUGUUAACUCUAUCCAUUCCCCAUGUCACUGCCAACACCACGUCACUCAGGAUACCUUUAACGCCCAUGGGAUCGGCUCACGGACACACGGGACAUGUUCGAUUCCUCACGUCCAUUGAGCUGCCCGAGAUCUUUGAUCUGACUUUCCAACCAGCAAGGGAGCCAGGUCGGCCCAGCACAGGUGGGGAAAGGCUAGUCGGUUCACAGAAGCGGGACUCCGCAAGACGCCGAUCGUCUGCCAUUAUUCCCUUGAAAACCAACCUGCUAGUGAUCAGCGGAGGAGACGGGUAUGAAGACUUCCGGCUUACCAACAGUAGUGAGACCGUCGGCCGAGACGAUAGCACCAACCAUCUGCUUCUGUGGCGCGUUUGAGAGGAAUGAAGCAAGUCGUUGGCUACAAGACUACUGUUAUUGUUUGUCUGCCAGUGUGCUGUGUCUAAUGCUUGGGCAUUGAGUCUCUGUGUGCAUUGUUUGUAUUUUACUGUACACAAGCAGGACCCCGAAUGAAUGAUCAGCAGUCUUAAGACGUGUCUGCGAGCUAUGAGGUGAUCCGCCCUGAAUUUUGGUUGCGAUGUUAUUUUCUUUGUCACCCAGUGUGUCGCGGAUAUGAAAUGGUAGAUGAUCACGGGUAUCUUUAUGAAUGAGCAGUGGAACGUGCAAGGAUAGUCCAUCUAUCACCAUCUCCGAUUAUUAUGACUACCCAUUAAUGAAAAAAAAAAACAUCACUGAGUUUGGAACGAAUAUGUAGCACAGUGUGUCACACGAGGUUGAGCACACACGAAGGCAGGAGAUUGUGGGAUUCACACUUUUGUACAGGACAUCUUCAUUUGUGACACGAGAUCCCAGCGUUAUCCCUUACCUUUGUUCCCAAAACUUGGCAUCAUCUUUGUAGCAGCAAUCAUGAGGAAUCCACUUCAUAGCUUCAAGGUGAUGGCACUAUGAUUAUGUUUCAAGUCACCGCCAAUUAAUAAUUUCCACUGAGACCUUCGCCUGUGGCAACCUGUAUAAAGACAGACUUGAUGGUCUGCAUGGAUAUUGUGACAGUGUUGUCGCGUUUGUUGUUUGAAAUGAAGAGGCCUUUCAGGUCAGAAGACCUCAGUCAAAUGUGUCAUAUUGAUAUGAAUCACGAAAUGGAGUGCAUCGUGGGCAUAUGUGUAUGUAUUUACACAUCUAAGACAAAUGUUCGUGAACACCAUUCUCAGUGAAUCUGUGCAUGAGAGAGAAUUAUGUUUGGACUAUUAAUCCCUUUUGGACACCACACAAAUUUCUAUGUGCUUACACUUUCAAUCAGAGGACUGAUCAACUGCAUUGUAUGUACCUCAUUGUCUACCAACAGCUACAAUGUACCGUAGAGUGAGUGAGUGAGUGUGUGCGCGUGUGUAUGUGUGUGUGUGUCUCUGUACGUGCACUUGGUUGUGUUCUACUGCCUUCUUUGUAGAAUGGAGCCAGUUUAUAUAGAAACCAGAGCGCGUGUGUAAAAUGACAAUGUGCAAUAUGUGGCCAAGACCUGGAGGACCAUCAAUUUUCAGAAACAUUUAACCAGAGAACAUUCAAACAUUUUGCAGGAAGACCGGUUUAAUUAGUGCCACAUAAAAACCUCAAUCUGCCAAAGGCCGCAAUUAUAGUCAAAGCUACCUUUUGGAAGGUAGAUCUAGAAGGUGAACUGAUAUUGGUCCUCCUGUACAGUAUUUAUGUUUAUUUUAACUUAGUUAUCUUUCACAGCACUUAAUUUAUGCAUUUAUCUUUUUUUUUAAAUAUCUCUAGAAAUUUGACAAAGUUUGUUUUACAUUUUGUGGCUUAAUCUAGUUGUUCAUUCCGCGUGGCAAGAUUUUGUUAAAGGAAGAGUUUGCUGAACUAUGUGGAUCUCGACCUUAGUUAAUGGAAUGUAUGAUAUUUCCCUGGUACUGUACUCCCAGGCCCUCGUGCACUUCAUUUCAGCUUCCCACCUUCACUAAAGCUGUAAUAAAAGUGCAGUUACCUUGCGAGAUGUUUGGUCUUAACUCAGCUCAACGCAGGAAAUUCUAGAACAAUGAAUGAUUGGGUUGAUGAAAAGUGCGUAUCCAAAACUUCACAAUCCCCCCCCCCCCCUCUUUACUGGUGAUGGCCCUUUGUGCAUUUCUGGCACUGACGGUUUUUAAUUAAUAAUGCAAAAGGACAUGCCACGAAGUCUGGUUCAUCUUAUGUCAUUGUGAGAGGACGACCUUGAGGGUCAGAGAUACUGAGAUUCCAAGGUGUCGCAAGUAGGCAAUUUGACUCCAUUGCUGAUGUCAACAUGCCUUUGGCAUUGGCCUAGAUUCCUGGCAAUCCUUUGCAGGUCUACACCACGCCAAAUACUCAUCUGAAACCUCGUCCUUCAUUGCAAUCACAUGAAAUGAAAUGGACUUCUUUGGUACUUUCCCAACACUAAAGCUUAGCGCCUGGGCUGUGAAGACAAUAAUUUAGCGUAAUAGCCGUUUAUUUAUAUUCAGUGAAUUGGAAGUGAAGCCGUUUAGAUGUGUGGUAUGUAAUUAGGCGUUUCCGAUGUUGGGUUUUCAUCCAGUAAUUAUCCCUUCAUAGAUAAAUUGCAAAAGAUUAAGGUUAAAAUUUGGAAAUGGCGACUGUGUUUUUAGUCUGAUGCUUCACAUCUGUCACCUCCAUCCCUUCCCCAAUAGCUCUUCCACUGUCACCCCACCCCUAUGCCCUCCCAUUUCUUGUCCACUGUGUUUACAAAGUACACUUAACCUGUUCUAUGUGCUGAUGAAUGGCACAAGCAUGGAGUACACCUUUAAAUGCAUGUAGCACGUUACAUGGUCCUUGUAAGUGGGGGUCCAAUAAUCAGUACAUAAUUCUUUGUGCUCAACUCCAGUCACGAUACUAUAGCUCACUUAAAGUUCGUUACUCCAAAAUCAUUUCACUGAUUAAAUGUGAUUUUUUUUUUUCCUUCGUACAAAGUUUUAAUUUUGCAUCCCAAAAAAAUAGUAUUGCCUACCAAAUGGUCUUACCUGAUUAAGAAAAGCCAAAGAUUAGAAGACGUGUACGGCACGUAAUGAAUGUUCUUUUCUCCUCUGUUUACUUUCCAAAGUUAUUUUUACAAAAACAGGUCACAGGUUUACAAAAACAGGUCAGGCAGCAAAUCACAGGUUUUCAAUAUUUAAAAUAAAUGUUUAAAGCUAAAAUACUUUUAAUGCUAAAACGGAAAAAAAAAACUUUUAGACAGUUCUUGACACCGGGAUUAACUCCACACAAACAGGGUGAGAUCACUAGGGAUUUUACAUCAUUGAAGAAUGCAGUUUAAGUGUGAGGGGAAAAUUCUUUCCUCCUCACCCUUUCCUUGGUUUCUUAUAAAUGGGUUGACAUCAAACAGUAGGAGAAUGCAUUGCAAUAAUAUUGUGGGACCCAGCAGCAUGGGAACAAGGGUUCUGGUAAUGAAUGCACCAUUUUAUACCUGAGAUAGUAAAAUUGGUUUGAUGGCCCUGUGUUACUCAAUGUAGUAAUAGCCAAAUUCUAAUCAGUACCUACAAGGAGUGUGUUCUGCUGUUUGCAGUGCAUGCAUUGAGCCCAGUUAAAUCAGUGGGCUGCCAUGUUUAAAACAAUAUUUUAUCCACUUUAGAGAGUUUCAAGAAAUUCAGUCUUUUAUACGUGCAGAUCAAACCAUUGAAGUACUGUGACUCUGACUCAUGUUGGAUUUUAGUCAGUGCUUGGUUGAUGUGCAAGAGUUGCCAAUUUUAAGACGUGUAUGCAGUGUCCAUUGGCCUAUUCAGAAUUGCAUCGUGUCCCCACCACAUUCAUGGAGCUUCGCCAU
Messenger RNA from Amblyraja radiata (thorny skate), 10878 nucleotides. It is a transcript of the gene arhgef17, whose product is annotated as Rho guanine nucleotide exchange factor (GEF) 17. The transcript has 21 exons. Lineage: Eukaryota; Metazoa; Chordata; Chondrichthyes; Rajiformes; Rajidae. The coding region runs from base 618 to 7469 and encodes 2283 amino acids. Gene Ontology annotation, biological process: actin cytoskeleton organization. Gene Ontology annotation, molecular function: guanyl-nucleotide exchange factor activity; protein binding. The record is from RefSeq and is a predicted model, not a curated record.